AUGCAACAAUUUCCUCAGCCUUCUGGUCAUCCUCAACUGCGCAGAGAAAUGGAAGCUAACGCUGUCGGCAAUACUGUUCUUCCUAAACAAAGAGAUCCAGAUUUUUCUGCACAGCAGUACGAUGUCAAUUCACUUUUUGUCCCUCCAUACGACAAUUUUCCAGUGCCUACUCCGAACAAUUCUUCCAUUGCUGCUUUUUCCAAUGAGAAGGCACCCACUUAUCCAAAUGUACAAGACUUUCCAGGAGAAUCAGUAUCUGAUCCGACUUCUAAAGAUGCAUUAAAUCAAGAAGUCGCAGCUGUUCAUUUCGGAAAGGAAAUCAAUUCAAACCUCGAAAAACCAUCAGAUUCAUCCAAACGCUUUCCACUGUUCUCAGCAGACAGAAAUCAUGCAAAAGAAUUUGAACCAGAUGUACCGAUAUCUACUUCAGUUGUUCCUGAUAAAGAAACGUCUUACGAACAACCUCUUAACUCUCCAGCGCCAAAGGGUAAAAAGCAAAGAUUGGUUCCUGAACAAUUGAAUUACCUUUUACGUCAGUUUGCAAAGGAUGCAAAUCCCUCCCCUUCAGUACGAGAAGAAAUUGCUCGAGAACUUAACCUUCCUGAGCGAAGCGUUACGAUUUGGUUUCAAAACCGGCGCGCGAAAGCAAAAUUAAUUUCCAGACGUCAAGAAGAAGAGCGUCAAAGGCUUUUGCAUGAGCAGAUGGAGCUAGAUAAUUUGAACCAACAAGUAUCUCAGGCUUUUUCACGCGAAAUACAGUCUAAUUCUGAAAACAACUCGAAACCCGACAUCGGUCAGUCCUUACCAUUUACGAAUCCAUUACUCCCCAAACCAACCAAAAGGUAUAGGAACACAUAUUCUGCACAUGAAUCCCCAUUUAAACCCACCCCUUCUUCAUCAGAGAAUCCUGCUUUGGAACCACCCAUGGCGAAUCCGUUAUAUAAGCAUAUCUUCCCAGGAAGCACCGACCCUCGUUUAAAACAAAGAUUUUCAAUCUCCCAUAUUCCAAAUAGUAAUUUAUCAUUUAGUACUUCAGAUCCUCCUAAGAAGUUCCCGAAAUAUCUUUCCACUGGAUCCUUCCCUUCUUUAUCGGCUGUUUCAGCAAGCCUUCCCUCUGCAUAUGGUAGAGGCAAUUUUGAGCACCGAUUUUCCCAGGAAGGUCAAAAUUACGACCAGAAAAUGACUGACAAUAUAUCCUCUAUGCCAGCAAUAAGAAGAUAUUCUUCCGCUCGUCUAAUUCCCUCACAACAAGUUCAAGGGGACUCAGGUUCUCCUAAAAGUGGUUCGUCUGAAUUCUAUUAUUUUGCGUGUGCUCUUUUAAUUAUUGGUUUAUGGAAACGAUUGCGGUUAACACCUCAGGAUCUGAUGUGCUUUUACUCUCCUCCAAAAAAGUUGUUUGCAUACCUGAUACAGUACGAGGGAAUUCAGUAUCGCAUAGAGUACUCGUUUUUUGUAGUUGAAUCUAUACAUGUAAACCGUGUCGAUGAUCCUUUACUAACUGAGUUGAAUGUUGCCGUCCCACCUCGAGAAAGACCUGGUGCUAACGAAUCUUGGCUUCAGGUGGAUAUCCAUUUGACUAUUCCACCAGUGUUUCACAUGAUAACAUCUGAAGGACAAGAAAAUUGUACAGAUUUUACAGAAGGAAAUCAAGCAUCAGAAGUGCUAGGUCAUUCUUUAAUCGGGCCUGCUAGCAGUAUAUUUCUGAUGCUCAAUCGUAUACGGGAAGCCUCACCAGAAUUAGGAUCUGUCAUUAAGUUACACAAAAACAUUCGUCCGCCCUCAACUUAUCAAGAAGAAGAGUAUAUAACAGUAAAAAGUGAGGAGAAUGAAAUCUCGAAGGAAAAGGGGAAUAAGGAGAACUCAGCCCCCCAGCAAGAAAAACAUGAAUUUCCUUUUUGGAAGUCACCUGAAGCAGAAAGUUCCGAGAGACAUCGAAACAACGUGGUGUUUAAAGAAUCAUUACUUCCAUCCGACAACGCACAAAUGGCUGUAGAGUUCUCUAAACCUGAUGAAAGUAAUGGUAGAAGUGUAUCAUUUCCAUCCGCGUCGUCUGAACUACGUUCCUUCCCUAUUGAAAGCUUGUCUCAGCCGAACCCUUUUAUGUACAUGAAUGCCGAUGCGAGGACUGAAAAAGAAGGAAAAAAAGAGGUAAAUCCUCCUCAUGCAUUCCACUAUCCUCAAGACCAGCAUAUGACGCAGUCUAGGUCAUCAGUAAAUGCGCUGCCUGCUGGUACAGGCUUGGUAAACAUGACUUAUGAAAUGAAACCUGGUAUAGGAGAAGAAAAUAAUCGAUCAAAACCUAUCUCGAAAGAUUCGUUUGAAGAUCAAAAUUUACUUUCAUGA
Schizosaccharomyces octosporus yFS286 is the source of this 2343-nucleotide messenger RNA. RefSeq names its product homeobox transcription factor Phx1. Bases 1 to 2343 code for a protein of 780 amino acids. The record is from RefSeq and is a predicted model, not a curated record. The transcript has a single exon. Gene Ontology annotation, biological process: regulation of transcription by RNA polymerase II; cell differentiation. NCBI's taxonomy places the organism in Eukaryota, Fungi, Ascomycota, Schizosaccharomycetes, Schizosaccharomycetales, Schizosaccharomycetaceae. Gene Ontology annotation, molecular function: DNA-binding transcription factor activity, RNA polymerase II-specific; RNA polymerase II cis-regulatory region sequence-specific DNA binding.